CACUAAACGGUGACAAUUUAUUGCGGUUCCGUUUUGUUUAUGUGAAAGCAAGAUGUCUAAAGACGAUAAAGAAAAGACACAAAUUAUCGACAAAGACUUGGACCUUUCCAAUGCGGGGCGUGGUGUUUGGCUGGUUAAGGUACCCAAAUAUAUUGCGCAAAAAUGGGAGAAGGCACCAUCCAACAUGGAUGUGGGAAAACUCAGAAUAAGCAAGACACCGGGACAGAAAGCGCAAGUCUCGCUUUCGCUAACGCCAUCGGUUCUUGCUCUAGAUCCAGAAAAGAAAAUACCCACAGAACAUGUUUUGGACGUGUCCCAGGUGACGAAGCAAACUCUUGGUGUUUUCUCACACAUGGCGCCCGCAUCCGCUGAAAGUGGGACAAACAGUGGUAAGGAGAACUCGACGACUGCGACCACUUCGGACAAUGAGAAACUUUAUAUGGAGGGUCGGAUUGUUCAAAAACUUGAGUGUAGGCCGAUUGCCGACAAUUGCUAUAUGAAACUUAAAUUGGAGUCAAUACGUAAAGCUUCGGAACCACAGCGACGUGUACAGCCCAUCGAUAAAAUUGUGCAAAACUACAAGCCCGUUAAGGAUCAUGCACACAAUAUUGAAUACCGUGAGCGCAAAAAGGCCGAGGGAAAGAAGGCUCGAGAUGACAAGAAUUCUGUUAUGGAUAUGUUAUUUCAUGCUUUUGAGAAACAUCAAUAUUAUAACAUCAAGGAUUUGGUUAAAAUUACCAAUCAGCCAAUUAGUUAUUUGAAGGAGAUUUUAAAGGACGUCUGCGACUAUAAUAUGAAAAAUCCGCAUAAAAAUAUGUGGGAACUUAAGAAGGAAUAUCGUCAUUACAAGACUGAAGAGAAAAAAGACGAAGAAGAGCAUAAAUCCGAUGGUGGCAGCGACUCCGAAUAGGUCAUAGUGGAUGUUAAUGACCAAAUAACAGAUUAAUACAUGCUUGGAUUGUUUUCCCAUACAUAGUAGACUUAUUUACCUAAUGUAAUUCAUUAAAGGUGAAGUAAAUGAAGUCAGAUUAGUUUGGCAGUGAACAGUA
Messenger RNA from Scaptodrosophila lebanonensis, 1049 nucleotides. RefSeq names its product general transcription factor IIF subunit 2 (gene TfIIFbeta). The coding region runs from base 53 to 910 and encodes 285 amino acids. Gene Ontology annotation, cellular component: transcription factor TFIIF complex. Gene Ontology annotation, biological process: transcription initiation at RNA polymerase II promoter; transcription by RNA polymerase II. The transcript is spliced from 2 exons. The record is from RefSeq and is a predicted model, not a curated record. Lineage: Eukaryota; Metazoa; Arthropoda; Insecta; Diptera; Drosophilidae.